Arachis stenosperma is the source of this 1046-nucleotide messenger RNA. RefSeq lists its product as uncharacterized. Lineage: Eukaryota; Viridiplantae; Streptophyta; Magnoliopsida; Fabales; Fabaceae. Gene Ontology annotation, molecular function: zinc ion binding; ubiquitin protein ligase activity. Bases 46 to 807 code for a protein of 253 amino acids. The record is from RefSeq and is a predicted model, not a curated record. The transcript has a single exon.
ACAAACAAAACCACCAACUGUCAUAACAACCCUCUCUCCAUAACAAUGGAAUCCGUUGCUUCUAAUUCUGAUAAUAAUAAUAAUAAUUCUUCUUCGUCAUCAUCGUCGUCUUCGUCGCAGCAGAAUCAUCACCACCACCACCCCCGGUUCAAGCCGAGCCAACCAAUCUCGGACCGGAUAGUCCGUGCCCUGAGGCACCGCCUCCUCCUCCUCCACCGCUCCACCACCACCUUCUUCGUCUUGGGCGCCACCGCGAACGUCUACACGGUGAACCUCUCGUCCACACCAUCAUGCACGUGCCCGGACCGAACCACCCCAUGCAAGCACAUCCUCUUCGUCCUCAUCCGUGUCCUGGGCGUGCCCCUCGACGACGCCUGCCUAAGGCGGAGGACCCUCCGACCCUGCCAGGUCCAGCGCCUGAUGGCGGCACCCACGCUCCCCGAGGCAGUGGCGGGGGACGCGCUGAAGCAGAGGUUCCGGCAGGUGUUCUUGGAGGGAGGAGGAUCGUCGUUAUCGUCGUCGUCGAUCGAGACGGAGGAGGGCGCCACGUGUCCCGUGUGCAUGGAAGAGAUGGGGAAGGAAGAGAAGCUUGUGGCAUGUGGGACAUGCAGGAACCCUAUCCAUGAAGAGUGCCUUAUGAGGUGGAAGAGGAGCAGUGGGAGGAGAUCGGCGAGUUGCGUGAUAUGCAGGGCACGGUGGCGGAAUAGGGCGGAACAGGAUAAGUAUGUUAACCUCUCCGCGUAUGUUAGCGAGGAUGAUGAUGUCAUGCCACCCCCUUCUUCGUCUCUCUGCACUGAUCAUCCCUAGGUUGUCAAUAUACUUAAUGUUUGUAAAGUGGUAGCAUUUAAUGGGAGCUGAUUCUGAAGAAUAAAUGUAAAGAUUUAAUUUAUGUUGCAAUUAGUGUAGUUAGAAAGUUGUGUUCAUGAGAGUUAUUUAACUGUGUUGUGUAUGACGUUGAUUGACUUUCUGACACCACAAUUUGGAUCGGAACAAGAUCCCACUUGGCAUGUGUCUACUGCCAAAUGCAUGGAUGUUAUGGUGCUGCA